GUUAUGUCUCUGCUGCUUUGGAGUCUUGUAAGAAAUCUCCCCUUUGGAGAUCUGCUCUCUUCCAGCAUGCUGAGUCUCAUUGAACUCACUGGGGAUGUUUUUCGUGUGACUGAUCUAACUGAUCAACUGUGGUCAAGUGUUGUGUUGGGUGACUUGUAAGGUACUGAGGACACAGUCAAGUGAGCACCCCUAAUUUCGCUGAUUUACUGCUGACAAUCGCUCACAAUGGAAUCUAAUCAAAAAUCUGGGGAUGGACUGACGGGCAUGCAGAAAGAGGCCGCGCUGCGUGCGCUCAUUCAGCGCACAGAAUACCAAUUACUGCAGGAGAAUGGUCAGAGGAGGUACGGCGGGCCCCCUCCAGGCUGGGAAGGCCCUCCCCCAGAGAGGGGCAGUGAGAUCUUUGUGGGGAAGCUGCCAAGAGACCUCUUUGAGGAUGAGCUGGUCCCCCACUGUGAGAAAUUUGGGAAAAUCUUUGAGGUUCGGAUGAUGAUGGACUUCAACGGCAAUAAUCGAGGAUAUGCCUUCGUUACCUUUUACAACAAAAAUGAAGCCAAGACCGCCAUGAAACAGCUCAAUAACUAUGAAAUCAGGAACGGAAGGCUCCUGGGAGUGUGUGCCAGUGUGGACAACUGUCGUCUGUUUGUGGGGGGCAUCCCCAAAUCCAAGAAGAGAGAGGAGAUCCUGAUGGAGAUGAAGAAAGUAACAGAUGGGGUGUUGGAGGUGAUUGUUUACCCCAGUGCUGCGGACAAGACCAAGAACAGGGGCUUCGCCUUUGUGGAGUACAACAGUCACCGCGCUGCAGCCAUGGCCAGGAGGAAACUACUACCAGGGAGGAUCCUGCUGUGGGGGCACGCCAUUGCCGUGGACUGGGCGGAGCCUGAAGUGGAAGUGGACGAGGACACCAUGGCAACGGUGAAGAUUCUCUACGUGAGGAACUUAAUGCUGGCCACUACAGAAGAGACCAUCGAGAAGGAGUUCAACAGUAUCAAACCAGGUGCUGUAGAGAGAGUGAAGAAGAUCAGAGACUAUGCCUUUGUCCAUUUCACCCAGAGAGAGGAUGCGAUAAGCGCCAUGGACGCACUGAAUGGAAAGCUGGUGGAUGGCUCUCCCGUGGAGGUGACCCUGGCUAAGCCGGUGGAUAAGGACAACUACGUGCGCUACACCCGGGGUACAGGUGGCCGGGGUGGGGCCGUGCUCCAGGGGGAGUACACCUACACACUGGGCCAGGUGUAUGACCCCUCAGCAGCCUACCUGGGUGCCCCCGUGUUCUACGCCCCCCAGAUAUAUGCUGCUAUUCCUAAUCAGUUCCGCUUCCCCAUUGCCAAGGGGCUUGUGGGGGGCCGUGGCCUGGUGCGCACGCCCUCAGUCAGAGAAAUUUACAUGAAUGUACCUGUAGGGGCAGCGGGCAUACGCGGGAUGGGUGGUCGCGGAUACCUCGCCUACGCAGGUUUAGGCCGAGGCUGUGCCACCUACCAGCUAAAGACAGACAAGCACCCCGAGGACAAGCUCUUUGACCUGCUGCCAGGCAUGGAACUCACGCCCAUGAACCCUGUGAAGCCUCCCGGUAUCAAACACACACCACAGAUCUUGGAGGAUGUGUGUCAGAAGAACAACUGGGGGCAGCCAGUUUAUCAGCUUCACUCUGCCAUCGGACCUGAUCAAAGCCAACUGUUCCUCUACAAAGUCACCAUUCCGGCUCUGUCCACCCAAUACCCUAAUGUGCAUCCGUUCACCCCAGCCAAGCUGUGUACAUCUGUGGAUGAGGCCAAGGUUCAUGCUGCGGAGCACGCCCUGCAUACCCUGGGUCUGCAGACAGAAGGAGCCGAGGCCUCCGCUGCAGCCGUUGCUGCAUUCCCAGGUUACACAAUAGCGAACACCUCAGCCUCAGUAGCUGCCUCCCAGCUCAAACAGGCCGUCUCCCUGCACCAGGACAUGGCAGCUUACACUGCCUACGAAGGCUAUCCCGCCUUCACCGUGGCAACCCGUGGAGACGGUUAUGGAGUGUACUAGGGCCAUCCUGGAACGUCAUACCAUUUACCAGCAUUCAUUCGUAGUUCAGACUAUAUAAAACUACACUGAACAAAAAUAUAAAUUCAACAUGUAAAAGAUCCCAGAAAUGUUUCAUACCCACAACAUGUGUUCACAUCCCUGUUAGUGAGCAUUUCUCCUUUGCCAAAAUAAUCCAUCCACUAGACAGGUGUGGCAUAUCAAGAAGCUGAUUAAACAGCAUUAUCAUUACACAGAUGCAUCUUGUGCUGGGUGCAAUAAAAGGUCACUCUAAAAUGUGCAGUUUUGUCAUGCGAAACAAUGCCACAGAUGUCUCAAGUUUUGAGGGAGCGUGCAAUUGGCAUGCUGACUGCAGCAAUGUCCACCAAAGCUGUUGCCAGAGAACUGAAUGUUCACUUCUCUAUUAUAAGCCACCUCCAACGUCAUUUUAGAGUAUGACCGGCCACACAACCGAACACCAUGUGUAACGACGCCAGCCCAGGACCUCCACAUCUGGCUUCUUAACCUACGGGAUCUUCUGAGACCAGCCAACCAGACAGCUGAUGAAACUGUGGGUUUGCACAACCAAAGAAUUUCUGCACAAAUUCUCAGUAACCGUCUCAGGGAAGCUCAUCUGGGUGCUUGUCGUCCUCACCAGGGACUUGACCUGACUGCAGUUUGGCGUUGUAACCGACUUCAGUGGGCAAAUUCUCACCUUCGAUGGCCACUGGCACACUGAAGAAGUGUGCUCUUCAGGGAUGAAUCCCGGUUUCAACUGUACCGGGCAGAUGGAUGACAGCAUGUAUGGAGAGGUGUGAGCGAGCGCUUUGAUGAUGUCAACGUUGUGAACAGAGGUCCCCAUGGUGGAGGUGGGGUUAUGGUAUGGGCAGGGAUGAGCUACAGACAACAAACAUAAUUGCAUUUUAUCGAUAUCGAUUUGAAUGCACAGAGAUUAACGUGACCGAUCCUGAGACCUAUUGACGUGCCAUUCAUCCACCGCCAUCGCCUCAUGUUUCAGCAUGAUAAUGCACAGCCCCAUGUCACAAGGAUCUGUACACAAUUCCUGAGGCUAAAAAUGUCCCAGUUCUUCCAUUGCCUGCAUACUCACCUGACAUGUCACCUAUUGAGCAUGUUUGGGAUGCUCUGGAUCGACAUGUACGACAGCGUGUUCGAGUUCCCACCAAUAUCCAGCAACUUCGCACAGCCAUUGGAGAGGAGUGGGACAACAUUCCACCGGCCACAAUCAACAGCCUGAUCAACUCUAUGCGAAGGAGAUGUGUUGUGCUGCAUGAGGCAAAUGGCAGUCACACCAGAUACUGACUGGUUUUCUGAUCCACGUCCCUACUUUUUCCUUAAGGUAUCUGUGACCAACAUAUGCAUAUCUGUAUUCCCAGUCAUGUGAAAUCCAUAGAUUAGGGCAUAAUUAACCCACUGAUUUCCUUAUUUGAACUGUAACUCAGUAAAAUUAUUGCAUGUUGCGUUUAUAUUUUUGUUCAGUGUACGUAGUAUCCAUUAUGUCUUUUCAUUUGAUUGUGUGGAUCUAUUUAGUUCUAGAGGAGGGCCCUAAUUGGAUGUUGUAGAGUCAGCAAAUUGUCAGAGAUAGUUUUGAUUGGUUCUUAUGUACUUUAUCAUUAUUUUGACAGCCACUACUUUUUUUAUACUCAUUGUCUAUUUUAUGACACAGCUGCUGGUUCAUAGUGACAGACUAGUGGUCUCCUUUGACCCAAUAGUGUAGAAGUUGAAGUGUCCCCAUUUAAGUUUAUUAAAUUACCCCUAAAAGUCUCAUUUAGAUUCCUUCAUAAAUCAUCUAUAGAAAUAUAGUUUUUAAAUGUCAGGGAUUUCUAGUUUCAAGGAUGGCUUUUACUUUCUACCUAAAUGUGCUGCAAGUACCUUUUGAUGUUGUUGCACGGUUGUACAUUGUUAGACUAAAAACACUGGCAUGGUUCAGUCACUUUUGAUAGUGAGGGGUUUCUUUUGUGCUAUUUGUGUCUCAGUAUUUACAAAUGCAAACACAGAAUUUGUUUCCCUCUCUUUUCCAAUGUCAUAGUGUGCGGAAAAUGAAAUCCAUCCACAAGCUGCUGUGAAACUGAACUGCCUAUUUUAAGAUGCCUAUUUGAAGAUGUUAAGAGUUUUGUCGUCUACGGAAAAGUGUUUGAGUCACGGUAUAUUUAUUGUUCAAAAUGUAUUGUUUUACGUUGGAGUAAUAUAUCUGGAGUGUUAGCUAUGGACAAUCAUCUUGACGAAGAUCUGUUUCAUUCUAUUUAGCUUAUUUCUCUUAUUGCCUUACACCCAACCUAGGCCUGCGAACAUGGACAUAGGAAGUGUUGACACCCUUCUCAGUGUACAAAACGACACUCUGAUAAGCAUAAAUGCCUAAGCAGUGACAGUAUUAAAGUGUGUAUAGCACUUCCAACCUGUUUUUUUAUACCAAAAAACAGACAAUUUUUGUAUAGUUACAGUGCCUUGCGAAAGUAUUCGGCCCCCUUGAACUUUGUGACCUUUUGCCACAUUUCAGGCUUCAAACAUAAAGAUAUAAAACUGUAUUUUUUUGUGAAGAAUCAACAACAAGUGGGACACAAUCAUGAAGUGGAACGACAUUUAUUGGAUAUUUCAAACUUUUUUAACAAAUCAAAAACUGAAAAAUUGGGCGUGCAAAAUUAUUCAGCCCCUUUACUUUCAGUGCAGCAAACUCUCUCCAGAAGUUCAGUGAGGAUCUCUGAAUGAUCCAAUGUUGACCUAAAUGACUAAUGAUGAUAAAUACAAUCCACCUGUGUGUAAUCAAGUCUCCGUAUAAAUGCACCUGCACUGUGAUAGUCUCAGAGGUCCGUUAAAAGCGCAGAGAGCAUCAUGAAGAACAAGGAACACACCAUGCAGGUCCGAGAUACUGUUGUGAAGAAGUUUAAAGCCGGAUUUGGAUACAAAAAGAUUUCCCAAGCUUUAAACAUCCCAAGGAGCACUGUGCAAGCGAUAAUAUUGAAAUGGAAGGAGUAUCAGACCACUGCAAAUCUACCAAGACCUGGCCGUCCCUCUAAACUUUCAGCUCAUACAAGGAGAAGACUGAUCAGAGAUGCAGCCAAGAGGCCCAUGAUCACUCUGGAUGAAUUGCAGAUAUCUAAAGCUGAGGUGGGAGACUCUUUCCAUAGUACAACAAUCAGUCGUAUAUUGCACAAAUCUGGCAUUUAUGGAAGAGUGGCAAGAAGAAAGCCAUUUCUUAAAGAUAUCCAUAAAAAGUGUUGUUUAAAGUUUGCCACAAGCCAACUGGGAGACACACCAAACAUGUGGAAGAAGGUGCUAUGGUCAGAUGAAACCAAAAUUGAACUUUUUGGCAACAAUGCAAAACGUUAUGUUUGGUGUAAAAGCAACACAGCUCAUCACCCUGAACACACCAUACCCACUGUCAAACAUGGUGGUGGCAGCAUCAUGUUUUGGGCCUGGUUUUCUUCAGCAGGGACAGGGAAGAUGGUUAAAAUUGAUCGGAAGAUGGAUGGAGCCAAAUACAGGACCAUUCUGGAAGAAAACCUGAUGGAGUCUGCAAAAGACCUGAGACUGGGACGGAGAUUUGUCUUCCAACAAGACAAUGAUCCAAAACAUAAAGCAAAAUCUACAAUGGAAUGGUUCAAAAAUAAACAUAUCCAGGUGUUAGAAUGGCCAAGUCAAAGUCCAGACCUGAAUCCAAUCGAGAAUCUGUGGAAAGAACUGAAAACUGCUGUUCACAAAUGCUCUCCAUCCAACCUCACUGAGCUCGAGCUGUUUUGCAAGGAGGAAUGGGAAAAAAUUUCAGUCUCUCGAUGUGCAAAACUGAUAGAGACAUACCCCAAGCGACUUACAGCUGUAAUCGCAGCAAAAGGUGGCGCUACAAAGUAUUAACUUAAGGGGGCUGAAUAAUUUUGCACGCCCAAUUUUUCAGUUUUUGAUUUGUUAAAAAAGUUUGAAAUAUCCAAUAAAUGUCGUUUCACUUCAUGAUUGUGUCCCACUUGUUGUUGAUUCUUCACAAAAAAUACAGUUUUAUAUCUUUAUGUUUGAAGCCUGAAAUGUGGCAAAAGGUCGCAAAGUUCAAGGGGGCCGAAUACUUUCGCAAGGCACUGUAUAUUGUUUUUGGAUAUUUCAAAUUCUUUGUGCCUCAAUAAUUGAUCUAAGAAAAAAUCACAAAGGAGAGAAAUAAAUACACAUCUGAAAUGUAAGGAGAAAUGGGAACCCUUUUGUGAAACAACGUGUCGUGCAGCUUGGUAAUUCUAACGUUUCACAAUCUGUAAUUGCCUGUGAUAAAUGAACCAAUUGCAUUUUGA
Molecule: messenger RNA, 6272 nt
Organism: Oncorhynchus masou masou (cherry salmon)
Lineage: Eukaryota; Metazoa; Chordata; Actinopteri; Salmoniformes; Salmonidae
Product: APOBEC1 complementation factor-like
Exons: 12
Coding region: 226-2010 (594 amino acids)
Cellular component (GO): nucleus
Molecular function (GO): mRNA binding
Source: RefSeq, a predicted model, not a curated record